Messenger RNA from Brassica oleracea var. oleracea, 1895 nucleotides. RefSeq lists its product as uncharacterized. The record is from RefSeq and is a predicted model, not a curated record. Lineage: Eukaryota; Viridiplantae; Streptophyta; Magnoliopsida; Brassicales; Brassicaceae.
AAUCAUUUGAAGAAUGAGAAGAAGGCGUUGAUUAUCUCUGGGAUGGAGCAGCUUGUUAACUUCAUUAUUCGACCUCCAAGAGCUGAAUACAAUCCGGAAAAUGAUCUCUUGGAACAGGAGUUCUUGCUCAAAGGGAGAUGGUACCAGAGGAAGGAUUUAGAGGUAAAAAACAGCAGGGGUGAUACUCUCAAGUGUAGUCAUUACAUGCCAGUUGAGCUUUCUGAAGAUAGGCGGCCUCUACCUUGUGUAGUAUACUGCCAUGGAAACAGUGGAUGUAGAGCUGACGCCAGUGAAGCUGCAAUCGUAUUACUUCCUUCAAACAUCACAAUUUUCACCCUUGAUUUUUCGGGAUCUGGUCUCUCUGGCGGAGAGUAUGUCACUUUGGGUUCGAACGAAAAAGAUGAUCUGAAAGCGGUGGUUGAGUAUUUACGCACAGAUGUGAAUGUCUCCCUCAUUGGUUUAUGGGGUCGUUCUAUGGGUGCUGUCACAAGCUUGAUGUAUGGAGCAGAGGAUCCCUCUAUCGCAGCGAUGGUUCUAGACAGCCCCUUCUCUGAUUUGGUUGAUUUGAUGAUGGAACUAGUUGAUACAUAUAAGUUCCCUUUACCCAAAUUCACUAUAAAAUUUGCAAUACAAUAUAUGCGGAGAGCUGUUCAGAAGAAAGCCAAGUUUGACAUAACAGAUCUCAACACCAUUAAGGUAGCGAAGUCAUGUUUUGUUCCAGUUUUAUUGGGACAUGCCAUAGACGAUGACUUUAUUCACCCUCAUCACUCGGAGCGUAUAUAUGAAGCAUACGUAGGAGACAAAAAUAUAAUCAAAUUCGAGGGAGACCACAAUUCACCGCGCCCACAGUUCUACUUUGAUUCUAUAAACAUCUUUUUCCAUAACGUUCUUCAGCCUCCAGAGGUGGCUGGGCCAACAACACUUUUUCACCCAUUGGAUGAUUAUUCUGCCAAGGGCAGUUGGAACACCAUGAAAGAAGUAAAUUCUCCACCAUCCCCAGCACAGAAAAGUAUAGCUGCGGGGAGUACCUCCGAUGCAAUCAACGAAGUCCGCAUGAAAAGACCUAUGAGUCGCACAGAGGUUCCUUCAAGCCUCCCAUCUAAUCAAUCAUCGUCAGACACGAAGGAAAAAGAGGGGUCCAGUAGUUCAUCUUGUGAUAUGAUCAGCUUCGAUUUGUCAAAUGGGGAUCCGUAUCCUCCUAAUCUCGCUGUAGCUUUAGAUGAUGAUCAAUAUGUGGAGUUUCAAGUAGAGGACUUGCCAGAUUUUCCAUCUACUGCUGAGGAAGAAGAGAGGAUGCUGAUGGAAGCGGUGAUGAAAUCGCUGAAGGAGGCAGAAACUCAUCAAAACAAAGAAUCUUCCGGGACCAAUACAGAGAAGACUGAAGUAAAAGAAAGUAAUACUGCUGCUGCUGCUGCUUCUACUACAGAACCAGUGUCUGACACAGAUUCUGCAUCCGGUCCAACACUAAUUAACCACCAUGAUGCACCAUCCGAUGAUGCUACACUUAAAAUAUCGGAUUCUAUGCCAGACACAAAUGAUGAAACCAUUGAUGUGUCAGCACGUACAAAGGCAACAGUGACUGUGGUUGGACGUAGUAGCACAUCAGGAAACGGGUUAUUACGACGACGAUGGGAUCUUAACUUCUUCAAAAGUAGAUAAAUUUCAUUAUGUGUUUUGGUUUUGGGUAAAAUAGAAAGGAAAGCUUAAAGGUUUGUCAUGAGUCAUGACACGUUUUAUUCAUAUGCUGUGUCUUGGCGAAAAUCUCUGUUAAAGAGAUGAAAUCUUCUCGUGUUGGGUUUUGACCAAAAGGUCUCUUUAUCCUCUUGUUAUGAACAUGUAACUAGAUCACCAUGUAUUUAUUUUUAUCACUAAUCCUAUAUUUAUGAACAUAUAAU